AUGACUGGUGGAGGCUUCACAACAAGUGGCAAUGAUUUUGAGGCAAAGAUAACUCCAAUUGUCAUCCUUUCCUGCAUGAUGGCUGCUACCGGAGGUCUUAUGUUUGGAUACGACGUUGGCGUUUCCGGUGGUGUGACAUCGAUGCCACCGUUCCUGAAGGAGUUUUUUCCGGAGGUGUACAGAAAGACAGUGGAAGAGAAAGAGGUGGCGAGCAACAACUACUGCAAAUACGACAAUGAAAAGUUGCAACUAUUCACAUCGUGUCUGUACCUUGCGGGUUUAAUAGCCACAUUUUUGGCCUCAGAUAUAACUCGGAAGCAGGGAAGAAGAGCGACCAUGUUGAUUGCAGGUUUCAUGUUCAUUGCUGGAGUUGCCUUCAAUGCUGCUGCUCAGAACUUGGCUAUGCUCAUCAUUGGCAGGCUCUUACUUGGCUGUGGAGUUGGUUUUGCUAACCAGGCCGUGCCAGUUUUCCUUUCAGAGAUCGCCCCUUCAAGAAUACGUGGAGCAUUGAAUAUACUGUUCCAGUUGAAUAUCACCCUUGGCAUUCUCUUUGCCAACCUCGUCAACUAUGCCACCAACAAAAUCAAAGGUGGGUGGGGUUGGAGGCUGUCUCUGGGUUUGGGUGGUUUGCCAGCAGUGCUUCUGACCUUGGGGGCUUUCUUGGUGGUGGACACCCCAAACAGUCUCAUUGAGCGUGGUCACUUGGAAGAAGGAAAAGCUGUGUUGAGAAAGAUUCGUGGCAUUGACAACAUUGAACCUGAGUUCUUGGCGCUUGUUGAUGCAAGUACUGUGGCUAAAGAGGUCAAACACCCUUUCAGGAAUAUCCUCAAGCGUAGGAACCGACCUCAACUCCUUAUUUCCAUUGCCCUGCAGGUUUUUCAGCAGUUUACUGGCAUCAAUGCCAUAAUGUUUUAUGCCCCGGUUCUGUUCAACACAUUGGGGUUCAACAACGAUGCUUCUCUCUACUCUGCUGUGAUUACCGGUGCCGUUAAUGUCCUCUCCACUGUUGUCUCAAUCUAUUCAGUGGACAGACUCGGGCGGAGAAUGCUGUUAUUGGAAGGUGGAGUUCAGAUGUUCUUGUCUCAAUUUGUGAUUGCAAUUAUUAUCGGAAUGAAGGGGAAGGACCACUAUGUGGACCUCUCGAAGGGUUUUGCAGUGUUGGUGGUUGUGAUGGUGUGCAUUUUUGUGUCUGCAUUUGCAUGGUCAUGGGGGCCACUUAGUUGGCUUAUCCCAAGUGAGAUCUUCCACCUAGAGACUCGCUCAGCGGGGCAGAGUAUUGCUGUAUGUGUCAACUUGCUCUGCACAUUUGUCAUUGCACAGGCCUUUCUCUCAAUGCUGUGCCUCUUCAAGUUUGGUAUCUUCUUGUUCUUCUCUGGAUGUGUCUUGGUCAUGUCCGCCUUCGUGCUUUUCCUGCUCCCCGAGACAAAGAAUGUCCCCAUUGAAGAGAUGACAGAGAGAGUGUGGAAGCAGCAUUGGCUGUGGAAGAGGUUUAUUGAAGAAGAUUCUGCUAAAGCAGAGAAAGAUAUGUUAAAGGGUGAUUCUGAUGCAAUAGCUUCAGAUUAG
This is a messenger RNA of Sphenostylis stenocarpa, 1563 nucleotides long. The record is from the annotation of a GenBank genome assembly. Lineage: Eukaryota; Viridiplantae; Streptophyta; Magnoliopsida; Fabales; Fabaceae.